This is a messenger RNA of Poecilia latipinna (sailfin molly), 2447 nucleotides long. It is a transcript of the gene mfsd8l1, whose product is annotated as major facilitator superfamily domain containing 8-like 1. Gene Ontology annotation, molecular function: transmembrane transporter activity. Gene Ontology annotation, biological process: transmembrane transport. Lineage: Eukaryota; Metazoa; Chordata; Actinopteri; Cyprinodontiformes; Poeciliidae. The record is from RefSeq and is a predicted model, not a curated record. The transcript is spliced from 12 exons. Bases 427 to 1905 code for a protein of 492 amino acids.
CAGAGACUCCAUUCAAAUGCAUUCAAAACGCAUAUGAAUGCUUAUUUAUGACAACAGGAAUGAAAAUUCAGGUUACACUUUGGGAUGUCAGUUUUUGCGCUACCGGAAGUGAUGUAAUCUGCGCGAAGGCAGAUUUAUACGCGUUUAGCGCUGUAGGGAUUGGUUGCGGUAAGCAGGAUCUGGUCUGAGAGUUUACAAAAAAAAUUUUCAAGUGACUUUGUGCUUAUUAGCUGCUCAGAAAAGCAAACGCAGUGCGCUCUUGGUGGUUUUCUUUCUCCUGUCUUUCGGCUCCCGACAGAUUUAGGAUCUCAUCUCCGUCGGCGUUAAUUGGAAGCACCCGGCACUCGGGGUUAUUUCAGCAGAGCUUCAUUUAGAGACGAUGAUGUCUUGAAAAGUCAGUGAAAGAAGAUUAUUAAGUCAGCCACAAUGGACUAUCAACGCAAAAAGAAACUGACAUUCUCCACCAUUGGACUCAUUUUUCUUUUUAGCGGUGUGGAAUAUGCUGUUAUAUUACCCACAAUAUGGAGAUAUCUGCAGACUUUAGAGGCAGCCCCUUAUUUCCUGGGUUUGGCUAUGUCAGCCUUCAGUCUGAGUGGGCUCUUGUCUGGACCGCUGUUUGGAUAUUGGUCUGACCGGACACAGACGACAAAGAAAAUCAUUUUGCUUUGUAACCUUUUUGAGAUAAUUGGUAAUUUUAUGUACUUCAUGGGCUACUCCAAGUGGCUUUUACUGUCAAGUAGGCUGCUAGCUGGCAUUGGUACAGGUGCUGGCUCAUCAAUUUUUGGCUUCCUGACCAGAAGCACUACUUCAGAGGACCGGACCACUGUAUUUGCUGCUGUCAUGGCUUGUAGACAGGCUGGCCUUCUAGUUGGUCCUGCAUUAAACAUAUUUCUGAGGCUCUGUGACUUCCAUAUUGGUCCUUUUAUUGUCAACAAAUAUACUGCGCCAGGGCUGUUUAUGUUUCUGUUGUGGAUUCUCCUACAACUAGCAGUGGUCUUCAUGUACUGGGACUUGCCACCUAUGGAAAGAAGGAUUUCAAACCCCCAUGAAGAAGAGAACGUACCAGGCCCUAGCGAAGAGGAAGUCGAGGAGGAGGUCAUGCCGCUAAUGACCUCCCAGGAGCUUGUGGGCUCCUACGGCUCUGUGACGACGUCCAGCAUGUGCAAAGGCCACAGAUCGGCUGAACCCAACGACUCGCCGGUUGAAUCUCCUGUGACAUUGCCAACCCAUGAGCUUCCCACUCCUUUCAGGAUUUCCAUCACAUGCCAAGAGUUCCUGAGAGAAGAAGUGAUUGUGCUGCUGGCUGCUCAGUUCAUCACCCUUUUCAAUCAGACUGCGCUGGAGACUAUGGUUACACCAUUAACCCAGAAAUAUUUCAACUUUAAAGAGCUGGAAAACAGUGUGAUGUACUGCCUCGGAGGUGUGGUGGUGAUUGUCGGCUUCCUGCUUGUGCACUGGCUAAGCCGGCACUUCACAGAGCGGGUGGUCCUCGCCAUUGGUUUGACCAUUUGCAACGUCUCCUGCAUCUGGUGCCUCAUCUUCCUCGCUAAUCCAUUAGGUAGUUUUUCGUGGCAGUUGACUGAGUUCAUCAUUGGGGUUUUCCUGCAGACCCUGGGUUUACCUUUUGUAGCUGUGGCCCAGGUUUCCCUCUUCUCCAAAGUUACAUCAGAGAGUACCCAAGGCUUUAGUCAGGGAGUGCGUCGCUCAGUUGGGGGUCUAGCCACCAUCCUGGGCCCUCUAUGGGGAGGUGGUCUGACUGAGAACAUGUAUAUAAUGGUGGGUGCAAUGAUGGCACUUCUGAUCCUGCUUACGAUUAUGCUGGCUUUCUCAUACAAACGGCUGGUGGAGCCAACAGUGGAGCACGUGGAAAGUUCACAGCCCAGCACCAGCGGUUUGAGUACCUGAAACUGCUGCAUCAGUUGCAAGAACUCGGUAUAAGUAUCUUGUCCAGCAUCUUUAGUCUGGGUUGGGACCAGUUCAUAAGGCGACAACAUCUGACUAAAAAAAGCAGUUCGCCGACUGAAACCUGGAUUUUAGUGGCUGCCCAUUUGAAGAAGUCUAAUGGAAACUACUUGAUUAAAUAAUUAUUUUUGUACAUUUUAUUAAAUUAUAAAUGCUUUUCCAAUUGGCAUCUUAUUGACUGCAGUAAAUUAAACACUAACUUGUGCAACAUGCAUCAUUUUAGACACUUGUUCUGGUGGGGAAAUACACAGGAAGCAAAACUAACAAAUUGUAUGUACUAAAUGUAUACUACUACAAUUAAUUUUUUUUUUUUUCUUUGAACCAGUUGAUGUCAAAUUUGGAGUACACUUUGUGUGGUGGUGUUUGUUCAUUCGCUCUGCCAUUAUUGGAAAAGUGUAAUUUUUUUGUCACUAAUAUUACAUGUCUGUAAUUAUUUUUUCACCUGAUUAGAAUGUUCUGAAUAAAUUUUUUACGCUUUAAGUACA